GUCAGAACCGCUGCGAGCCUCCACCAGAGUUUCCUCUGGCUUCGCCCUAUUCAGGCAUAGUUCACCAUCUUUCGGGUCCCCACAUUUACGCUCUUACUCAAAUCCAUCCGAAGACAUCAGGAUCGGUCGAUGGUGCGCCCCGCGAGGGGCUCCCACCUCCGUUCGCUUUCACUGCGCGCACGGGUUUGACACCCGAACACUCGCGUAGAUGUUAGACUCCUUGGUCCGUGUUUCAAGACGGGUCGUUUACAACCAUUAUGCCAGCGUCCGUGCCGAAGCGCGUUCCUCGGUCCAGGCUGGCAGCAUUGCACCCCCGGCUAUAAGGUGCCCCGAAGGGCACUACAUUCCGGGGGCCUUUGACCUGCCGCCCAAACCGACGCUGGCCCGCCCACGGGGAAGUACACCGGCACGAAUGCCGGCUGAACCCCGCGGGCGAGUCUGGUCGCAAGCGCUUCCCUUUCAACAAUUUCACGUGCUUUUUAACUCUCUUUUCAAAGUGCUUUUCAUCUUUCGAUCACUCUACUUGUGCGCUAUCGGUCUCCGGCCAGUAUUUAGCUUUAGAUGAAAUUUACCACCCAUUUAGAGCUGCAUUCCCAAACAACUCGACUCGUCGAAGGAGCUUCACACGGACGCGGACACCCCGUCCCAGACGGGAUUCUCACCCUCUAUGACGGCCCGUUCCAGGGCACUUAGACGGGGCCGCACCCGAAGCAUCCUCUGCAAAUUACAACUCGGACCCCGAGGGGGCCAGAUUUCAAAUUUGAGCUCUUGCCGCUUCACUCGCCGUUACUGAGGCAAUCCCGGUUGGUUUCUUUUCCUCCGCUUAUUGAUAUGCUUAAGUUCA
Molecule: messenger RNA, 844 nt
Organism: Aspergillus steynii IBT 23096
Lineage: Eukaryota; Fungi; Ascomycota; Eurotiomycetes; Eurotiales; Aspergillaceae
Exons: 1
Coding region: 209-565 (118 amino acids)
Source: RefSeq, a predicted model, not a curated record